This is a messenger RNA of Malassezia japonica, 402 nucleotides long. RefSeq names its product Ribosomal L22e protein (gene rpl22). Gene Ontology annotation, molecular function: RNA binding; structural constituent of ribosome. The record is from RefSeq and is a predicted model, not a curated record. The transcript has 2 exons. Bases 1 to 402 code for a protein of 133 amino acids. Gene Ontology annotation, cellular component: ribosome. Gene Ontology annotation, biological process: cytoplasmic translation. Lineage: Eukaryota; Fungi; Basidiomycota; Malasseziomycetes; Malasseziales; Malasseziaceae.
AUGGCUGUCACGAAGUCUAACAAGGUGGUUGGCGCUGGUGCGUCGAAGGGUGCUGCUGCCAAGGGCAACAACUUCUUCAUCGACUUCUCCGGUCCCGCCAGCGACGGUGUCCUGGACGCCGACGCUUUCGAGAAGUUCCUCCACGACCGCAUCAAGGUGGACGGCAAGGCCGGCCAGCUCGGUGACGUUGUGCAGAUCACCCGCGAGGGUGAGGGCAAGAUCUGGGUCAAGACCACGAUCCCCUUCUCGAAGCGCUACCUCAAGUACCUGACCAAGAAGUUCCUCAAGCGCGCCGAGCUCCGUGACUGGCUCCGUGUGGUCGCCACGUCCAAGCCUGGCUUUGAGAUCAAGUUCUUCAACGUCUCGUACGACCAGGAGGAGGAGGAGGCCGACGAGGAGUAA